UGUCUAUUCAGCAUGGCUAGCGGACGUGAUGUAAACACAUGGGCGGGGUUUCCGCUCCCACCGGAAGUCAGGCGAGAGAAAUCCAUCUGUUCAGCUGGAAGAGAAAUGGUACAAAAACAGUGAUUCGUUUAUUCGGUCGUGUUUGUAAGCCAUGGCCCAGACUGAGAAGAAAGCAGGUCUGCUGAGGAGAACAUCCUCUUCCAAGAAGCCUCUGAAGGAGAAGGUGGUGCUGAUGUAUGAUGAGAUAUUUGCAAAGGAGGACCCUACCAAGAACAAUCCUCGCUUCUGGGAUGAGCUGUUUCUGAUGAAGGUCAAUCUGGAGUAUCUGGAGGGGAAGCUGGAGUCUCUGGACGGGGACGAAGUCAUGAAAAUCAAAGACAACAUCAACAGUUUGUUCCAUCACUGCGUUCAGGCUCUGGGUGAAGAGCACCAGAUCAAAGUAGUCAAUGCACUUCAGACUCUUUGUGCGCUGUUUAGAGGAGUUCACCAGAAGAACAAAUCUGCCACAGGCUUUGACAUCAUCAACAUGCUGAUGGGCUUCGACAAAGCUGAGCUCCGAAUGAAGGAGCUGAUGGAGAGCCUGGACAGUCUGCUGUGCGGAGAUGGAUCCGAGAGUCUGAAGAGUUUGUGUCUGAAACUCCUGCUGUGUCUGGUCACUGUGACAGAUAAUAUUAGUCAGAACACCAUUCUGGAGUAUGUGAUGAUCAACAGUAUAUUUGAGGCCAUUCUGCAGAUUCUUUCUGAUGUUUCCAGUCGAGCGCAGCAUGGAUAUGAUGCUGUGGUACUAUUAGCUCUGCUGGUCAACUACAGGAAGUACGAGUCUGUGAAUCCUUACAUUGUGAAACUGUCAAUAGUGGACGACGAGCCGACCCUGGAUGGCAUGGGAAUGGUCAUCCACCACGCACUUACAGAGUACAAUAGGCAGUAUAAAGACAAAGAAGAAGAAAACCAGGGAGGCUUUUUUUCCACCCUUACCAGCAUGGUGGGCAGUAUGUUUAUCGCUGAUGCAGAUGAGAAGCUGUCAGUACAGACUAAUGAAGCCAUCCUGCUCGCUCUGUAUGAGGCUGUACAUCUCAACAGAAACUUCAUCACGGUUCUUGCACAGAGCCAUCCGGAGAUCGACAUGGCAACAACCCCGGCUACACCUGUCCCAGCCUCUCCUACGACCCCGCUGAGCACCACACCGCCCUCUCUGGACAUGAUGAAUAAUCCCGAGCUUCCCCUGGACCCAAACUUGCAGACGAGUAAUCUUCUUAUAACCUUCCUCAAAUAUUCCUCCAUCGUAAUGCAGGACACCAAAGAUGAACACAGACUCAACAGUGCCAGGCUGUGCCUCAUCAUUCUGACCUGCAUAGCCGAGGACCAGUAUGCCGACGCCUUCCUCCACGAUGAUAACAUGAACUUCAGGGUCAACUUGCACAGAAUGCCCAUGAGACAUCGAAAGAAAGCGGCGGAUAAGAACAUCCCCUCUCGGCCUCUAGUUUGUGCAGUUCUGGAUCUGAUGGUUGAGUUCACCAUUACUCAUAUGAUGAAGGAGUUUCCUAUGGAUCUCUAUGUGCGCUGCAUUCAGAUAAUUCACAAACUGAUCUGCUACCAGAAGAAGUGCAGAGUUAGGAUGCACUACACGUGGAGAGAACUCUGGUCAGCUCUCAUUAACCUUCUGAAGUUCCUGCUGUCUAAUGAGACCAUCCUUCUGGCAAAGCACAAUAUCUUCCAGCUGGCUCUUCAGGUGGUGAACCUCUUUAACAUGUUCAUCACAUACGGAGACACGUUUCUGCCCACGCCCAGCAGUUACGACGAGCUCUAUUACGAGAUUAUACGCAUGCAUCAGGUGUUUGAUAACCUCUACUGCAUGGUGCUGCGAGUCUCGACCAACGCAGGCCCCUGGAAGGACCCUGCUAGUAAAGUCACCCACGCUCUCGUCAACGUCAGAGCAAUUAUUAACCACUUCAACCCUAAGAUUGAGUCGUACGCUGCUGUGAACCACAUCUCACAGCUCUCAGAAGAUCAGGUGCUGGAGGUGGUGCGGUCAAACUACGACACACUAACCCUAAAGCUGCAGGACGGUCUGGAUCAGUUCGAGCGCUACUCUGAGCAGCCCAGAGAGGCCGGCUUUUUCAAGGAGCUGGUUCGCUCCAUCAGUCUGAACGUGAGGAAGAAUGUGUCUCUGAGUACCAUGAGUCAGGACGUCCUGCUGAAGGAGUUCUCCUCUAUAUCCUGAAACAACGGGACCUUUGACCUUCAUACUGACACAUCCAUCGCCCCACAUCUGAGGCUUCUCCACGUUACACCAGACCAUCUAGAACCGGACAGGACUGGAUUUGAUCUUCAGGCUGUAUACUGAUGCAGUGUGUGAGUUUGGUUGGGCUCAGAACAGACUCGUAUUGGCUUCACAAAGCAAUCGGGCCACCUUUGCAUAAUGUGAAUUUUGAUUCUAAAUACCCGGUAUUUUUGGUUCCUGAUUUUUUUUCUCCUUUUAUUGACAGUCCAGUGCUGUUCCUGUUGAUUCUGUUGCGUAUUCUUCAUUGCCUUAGUACCAUAACGGAUGAAAACCAAUGUGCUCGCUCAGAAUUACCGCCGAUUUCAGUUCUUUUCUAUAUUCAGAGUGAAUGCAGUCAAAACAUCCUAUUUGCAUGAUGCUGAAAAAGAAAUGUCUGGGUCACAAUUCACCAUAUAUUCGAAAGAAAGAAAAUUAUAAUUUGCAUUUAUUAAAUGAAGCCAUUAAGAUUUACAUUCUGAUAUAUUUUCAUGACAAACACAUUUUCUCCAAAUUCGCAUUAUUGUAAUACAAGAUUCUCAUUACCAUAAUGCGCCAAAUAUCUCACUCUCAUUACCGUGAUACGUUAAUGAUCAUUUUACGUUUUUGUUUUUAUUAUUAAAAACUUCAUAAAUUCAGUUUAACACAUACUACCAUAAUGCAUACUUACAAUUGUAAAUUUUUUAUGUAUUACGGUAAUGAGAAUUUGUGAAAUUUGCUUAGACUUCUCAUUACCUUAAUGCGCCAAAAACUCAUUCUCAUUACUUUAAUGCAGUAAUAAUACAUUUAGUCUUUUUUUAAUUAAAAACAGCAUUUACAUACCAUUUAUAUACAAUUUUGAAUAUUAUAUACAUUUUUGAAUGUUAUGGUAAUGAUAAUUUGGGUGUAAAAUUAUAUCACAGUGCAAGCAAAUAUUAGUAUUCCUAAAACAUUUCAGCACAUUUCCUCUCAAAUUCAAAUUCUUAGAGGAUCUGUCCUUUUUUAUUAAAAACAUAAUUCCAGUGUAACACAUAACACUAUAAUGCAUAAUUAGAAUUGCAAUUUUGAAUUUAAAUGAUAUAUAUUUAUUACGGUAAUGAGAACUUGAGAAGAGAAUUGAAUUUUCUUGUCAUUAAAAAAUGGUUAGGCUUUAUUUUUAUGCAAAAUAUAAUUUCUUUAGCUUUUAAUAUGUGACCUGAACAUUUCUUGACCGUUUGUUUUCAUGAGAUUUACCCUUGGGUAUAAGUGCAUUCAUUUUUAAAAAAUCCGACAUUCUCUUCAUUUUCUUCACUCUCAGUAUUCCCAAGUAUUGCAAGACGUUUCAGUGUGGUAUCAUGAACAGAUAUAAAGCUGCAGUGUAAAAAAGAAACAAUUAAAGCAAUGUAUUAAUUAGACGCACCACUGAAGAGAACCCGCUGUGUUAGUCUGUAUUGAUGGCAUUAUAGAAUCCAAACCAGUUCUACUAAUAAUUAGUGAAAUUUAAACCAACACUUGAAGGAUAACUGAAUAAAACAAACACAUUUCAAAGAAAUUCUUUGUAAAUUCUUUCUGGGUUUGGUUCUAAAUGACUAUUUGGCUUUCUGUGUCUUAGUAUUUCUUAUUUAUGGGUGUUUGUUUCCUUAUUAAAUCUUAUUUUGUAAAACACACAC
Molecule: messenger RNA, 3885 nt
Organism: Cyprinus carpio (common carp)
Lineage: Eukaryota; Metazoa; Chordata; Actinopteri; Cypriniformes; Cyprinidae
Product: armadillo-like helical domain-containing protein 3
Biological process (GO): regulation of Golgi organization
Cellular component (GO): cytosol
Source: RefSeq, a predicted model, not a curated record